This is a messenger RNA of Suillus fuscotomentosus, 2604 nucleotides long. RefSeq lists its product as uncharacterized. The record is from RefSeq and is a predicted model, not a curated record. The transcript has 7 exons. Lineage: Eukaryota; Fungi; Basidiomycota; Agaricomycetes; Boletales; Suillaceae. The coding region runs from base 1 to 2604 and encodes 867 amino acids.
AUGUCACACCUUACUGAACUUCAGCGCUCUGCUGUUCAGAAUGCGCAAGCUCUCCUUGAAAGUGCUGGACUGUCGCCUCGUGACUUGGAUUCAGUCUCACCAUCACCAUCACCGACACCUCUGAGUCCUGUUCAUAUUGCUUCAACACCACUUCAUCUCUCUACUGUGACUGCCCCAGCUAUCCAACAUGCCUGCUCACAUCCUACUAUCAGCACAUACUAUAUCCCACCUCCUGCACGACCUUUUACAGAUGAAGAUCGUGUACGGGAAUUUCAUCGUGUCACGCGCAGGACCUCCGCACAUUCUCUCGUCGAACAUCCAGUUGGUGCCAUUGUUGAAUAUCCACAAACUGGACAAUAUGCGAAUGAAUCUGUUGCUCACAUCUUCCACAUUGAUCCAACUACUUCCAAGUCUUCUCUCCGCCCUCAAUCAAGUUUUCAGUACUCCUUGGGUGAUGGGCAUGGGGGAAAGACAAUCAGUCGAUGUCUUAUGCUUCGUGAUGCUGAAGGACAUCCUGUUUCAUGCACCAGCCUUAAAACAUCUUGUACGAGUCUUUUUUCUUUGUUAGUUUCAUCUCAUUGUCAGACUGUGUCUCGGACAGACUCGAACAGUCCUGCCAGCGCUGCUGACAGGGAAAUCUUCGAACGAACACUGGCAUUGUACAUGGCCUUGUAUGAACGUGGCUGCUCUGCCAUUGAUGGCAUUGAUGAUCACCUUGCUGAGAGUGUGAUAGACGACUUGGAUGGUAUCUCGGCUGAUGAAUAUUUCAACAGUGUUACCUUUGAUGGUGAUUUGGAUGGUGUGGAUUGCUUGCCGUCAAGUCGUCAAGUCAAGAAGCCCAGGUGUAGCGGAAAACUUAUCAUGCAGCUUGAUGCCUACAAUCAGCCAUUUGUCCGAUGCAAAUUGCGCUCCCACACUCGCCGUACCCACCUGUUCAUACGAAAUCUGCAGGAAUGUGACACACGCUACCUGCAAGCUCUCCUCGACGAUGACCACAUCAUUAUUUCAGAAUGCGAGCAAUUAGCGAAGUCACAAGGAUAUGGUCCACUCCUACCAUGCAGUUAUGUUACAAGCCCAUCCUCCCAAAGGCAAGUUUGUCCACACCUCCACCGUCAAGCAGACGGCAAGCUCAAACAAGGUGUCCUGCGGAAGUGGACGCAUAAUUGCACCGCAAAUUUCAACAUCUAUGUCCCCCAUGAUCUCGUAACUUGCCCACGCAUAGUCGUCCUCUGCAGCAACCCGCACUCACAUCCACCUCCUGCACCUGUCAAAACACCAACACCACUUGUUGACAUAUUUCAUGAGCUUCUCUUGCUCAUGAAAUGGAAACUAGCAGAUGCGACACCACGUCGGAUUUAUUUGGACACAGCAUUCAUCCAGGGCCUUCAUGAAGUACUUGGCUGGGACUUCCCAGAUGGCCGCGACGCAACACUGCAAGAUCUUCACCCAUCACUGGCCAAUCUCGAUCAUGUGCGGCGUCUCAUCAAUAUUCUGAGGUCUGUGAAGUAUCCCAGUGGAACAGGAUUCGAAGGCAGGUAUCACUACCAGAUUUCUGCUGCUUAUACUGACAUGGAAUUACUAGGUGCACGUCUCCUUGCUGAGGAGCAUGCAAAGCUACCUCUGGAACAACGCUACGUGCGCUGUGCAGAGACACACAUCAUCGAGCGGGGAGCAACACUCAAACUCGUCAUCUGCAUGACACCACGUAUGUCACUGCACCUCAUGCAAGCUACGCGCCUGUCCAUCGACACAUCGUUUAAGCGUGCACAAGGAUGGCAAGAGUUUGAAAUUGAGUCAUGGAAUGUUGAGCACCAACGAUCUGUCGUCAGCAGCAGAGCAUUUACAACGUCACAAAGUGCUAAAGCUCACCUCAUUCUCUUCGAACGAAUUUUUGAGAUCGCAUCCACUGACACUGGGUUGCCUGUGUCAUUCAACCAUAUCCACGGCUGCGGGUUCGAGACAGUGAUUGCUGAUAGCCACAAAGGUCAAGGGUUAGGUUUGGGAAUGUACUGCAUGCAAUUGUCUCGCUCCCUCACAAUGCCAUGUCCAUACGAGUCGCAACGUCGUCUCUGCGAUCUGGGGCCGUACGACCAUCUCCGUCGAUUCUAUCGGCUUUGUGUGGCACAUUAUAAGAGAAAUGUCCACGGCCUUUACACCCACGUUUCAGACAAAGUAUAUACAGCAAUGCUGAGCUUGGCAACGUCCGAGCCUCAUCCAGACAUUCAGAAGACAUUGGAUAUCAUUCGCAAUGGCGGUCCAAAAGCUGCAGCAUGGUUGAAAGAUAAGCUUGAAGGCACGAAAUUUGCGUUUCCGGCAAUAUACCAACCAGCAAGCCUGAUACCUCUCGCUUUUUGGAAAGCAUCACCCGCAACAACCAACGGCAAUGAGCAAUCUCAUCGUAAUGCGUAUCGUGAAGGCAUUCACUUGACUCUAUUAGCUGGCCUCAUGAAAGGCAUGAGAUAUGACCAGGGAGCAACAAACAGUAUGGACGUUCACACCACAUUUGGUGUAUCGACUAGAGAUCAAGGCGCAACUUAUAUUCAACGUGCAAAACAGUGCAUUAUGCGACAAAGUACGAACUUAUAUUGCAACUCUAAACACUAG